Fundulus heteroclitus (mummichog) is the source of this 1644-nucleotide messenger RNA. It is a transcript of the gene cdx4, whose product is annotated as caudal type homeobox 4. The transcript has 3 exons. The record is from RefSeq and is a predicted model, not a curated record. Gene Ontology annotation, biological process: cell differentiation; regulation of transcription by RNA polymerase II; embryo development. Gene Ontology annotation, molecular function: RNA polymerase II transcription regulatory region sequence-specific DNA binding; DNA-binding transcription factor activity, RNA polymerase II-specific. The coding region runs from base 344 to 1159 and encodes 271 amino acids. Gene Ontology annotation, cellular component: nucleus. Lineage: Eukaryota; Metazoa; Chordata; Actinopteri; Cyprinodontiformes; Fundulidae.
ACCCGUGCUCGGGAUAGGCCCGCUGUCAGGUGAUGACGCGCUGCAGGACAGACGCAAGGGACAGUCGGGCCUGCGACGCCGGUCACUCUCAUUUAGAUGCAAAUCUGGAAGCAUCGAAUAGUUAGCUGACGUCAGGCAGGCCUCAGUGCACCUUUGGUUUCUUGUCAACUGGACGCAUCAUGUAAAGCUGGAGACGAACUGCAUUUCACGCUGGGAACCCAUUUGGACUAUAAAGAGCCAGGGAUCAACACAAACAGUUGACAGGGUCAAAAUGUCGCCGUGAGAUUGGCUGCAUUUACCCCGUCGCUGCUGAAACCACUUUUCAAACCUUUUUCUACAAAACAUGUACGUGGGAUACUUACUGGAUAAAGAAAGCGGAAUGUAUCACCAAGGGCCAGUGAGAAGAUCGAGCAUCAAUCUUCCUCCACAGAACUUCGUUUCGUCUCCACAGUACCCCGACUUUACAGGAUACCAUCAUGUGCCAAACAUGGAUACGCAUGCACAAUCCGGGGCCAGUUGGGGACCUUCAUAUGGCGCCCCAAGAGAGGACUGGGGUGCGUAUAGUCUUGGACCCCCUAACAACCUUCCUCCCCCCAUGAACAACACAUCUCCUGGACAAGUUCCCUACUGUUCGUCCGAGUACAGUCACAUGCACCCUCCAGGAUCUGCGGUGCUGCAGCCGCCGCCGGACAACGUUACUGUUGCACAGCUUUCGCCUGAGAGAGAAAGGCGCAAUUCAUACCAGUGGAUGAGCAAAACCGCACAAUCAUCUUCUACAGGUAAAACAAGAACGAAGGAGAAAUACAGGGUAGUGUACACAGACCAUCAGAGGCUGGAGCUGGAGAAGGAGUUUCAUUACAACAGAUACAUCACCAUCAGGAGGAAAUCUGAGCUGGCUAUCAACCUGGGUCUGUCGGAAAGACAGGUGAAAAUAUGGUUUCAGAACCGCAGGGCCAAAGAGAGGAAGCUGAUAAAGAAGAAGCUGGGUCAGUCCGACGGCAGCAGCGGGUCUGUGCACAGUGACCCGGGUUCGGUGAGCCCUCUGCCGGUGCCGGGCUCCCUCAGUCCCACGGAGAUCCACGGCUCUCUGUACCCUCCACAGGGAAUGAACACCUUGCCGUCUAUCAGGAAUAUCCAGCAGGUGACUGUGACUCAGUAGAGCCGUCCACGCGUGGACCGUCUGGUCUCUCCUAACUGAGCACUCCGACGCGCUGACAGGACACUUGAUGGGCAGCAGAAGGAUCUGAAAUCUUUUUUUUUUUUUUUUUUAAUAGCAAAGACUUGCUGGAGGCUCUUGAAAUAUUACUUUUAAUAGAAUAGUUCUAAUGAAGUGGGGGGUUUUAAGCGAAAGAAAAAAAAAAUGUCAUACUUAAAAAAAAAAAAACUUUAAUUUGUUUGUGAGUUUAUAAGAUAUAAAUAUGGUGCUUGUGUGACGAAGUGUAUGUGCUUGUUGGUAAUAUUUAGAGAGAAAAAAAGGGUCAUUCCAGUGAAGUUUCAGGCUGGAUAAAGAGCAGCUGAACCGAAGCGUUUACUUGACAAAUCAUUUCUCACUUGUUUUUAGCACAAUGCGGUGCACAAAGGGCAGCUGUUAAUGAUGCGGGUAUAUUGUCGUCUAAUGGCAACUUUAUAAAUGUAAAUAAAGUG